Phacochoerus africanus (Common warthog) is the source of this 6067-nucleotide messenger RNA. It is a transcript of the gene CFTR, whose product is annotated as CF transmembrane conductance regulator. Gene Ontology annotation, molecular function: chloride channel activity; ATP hydrolysis activity; ABC-type transporter activity. Bases 137 to 4585 code for a protein of 1482 amino acids. Gene Ontology annotation, cellular component: apical plasma membrane; cytosol; plasma membrane. NCBI's taxonomy places the organism in Eukaryota, Metazoa, Chordata, Mammalia, Artiodactyla, Suidae. Gene Ontology annotation, biological process: chloride transmembrane transport; bicarbonate transport. The record is from RefSeq and is a predicted model, not a curated record. The transcript is spliced from 27 exons.
GGAACUGGAAGCAAAUGACAUCACCGCAGGUCAAAGAAAAAGGGGCGAGAGGCAGGCGCCGAGAAGAGUAGGGCCUUUGGCAUUAGGAGCUCGAGCCCGGCCUGCCCCGCCAGGGACUCCGGUGCCCCCAGAGACCAUGCAGAGGUCGCCUCUGGAAAAGGCCAGCAUCUUCUCCAAACUUUUUUUCAGCUGGACCAGACCAAUUUUGAGAAAAGGAUAUAGACAGCGCCUGGAAUUGUCAGACAUAUACCAUAUCUCUUCUUCUGACUCUGCUGACAAUCUGUCUGAAAAAUUGGAAAGAGAAUGGGACAGAGAACUGGCUUCAAAGAAGAAUCCCAAACUCAUUAAUGCCCUUCGGCGAUGUUUUUUCUGGAGAUUUAUGUUCUAUGGAAUCAUAUUAUAUUUAGGGGAAGUCACCAAAGCAGUCCAGCCUCUCUUACUGGGAAGAAUCAUAGCUUCCUAUGAUCCAGAUAACAAGGCGGAACGCUCCAUUGCGAUUUACCUAGGCAUAGGCUUAUGUCUUCUCUUCAUCGUGAGGACUCUGCUCCUGCACCCAGCCAUUUUUGGCCUCCAUCACAUUGGCAUGCAGAUGAGAAUAGCUAUGUUUAGUUUGAUUUACAAAAAGACUUUGAAGCUGUCAAGCCGUGUUCUAGAUAAAAUAAGUAUUGGACAACUUGUUAGUCUCCUUUCCAACAACCUGAACAAGUUUGAUGAAGGACUUGCCUUGGCGCACUUCGUGUGGAUCGCUCCUCUGCAAGUGACACUGCUGAUGGGGCUGCUGUGGGAGUUGUUGCAGGCCUCCGCCUUCUGUGGACUUGCCUUCCUCGUAGUCCUCGCCCUCUUUCAAGCUGGGUUGGGGAAAAUGAUGAUGAAGUACAGAGAUCAGAGAGCUGGAAAGAUCAAUGAAAGACUGGUGAUUACCUCAGAGAUGAUUGAAAAUAUCCAAUCGGUUAAAGCAUACUGCUGGGAAGAAGCGAUGGAAAAAAUGAUUGAAAACCUAAGACAAACGGAACUGAAACUGACCCGGAAGGCAGCCUAUGUGAGAUACUUCAAUAGCUCAGCCUUCUUCUUCUCUGGGCUCUUUGUGGUGUUUUUAUCUGUGCUUCCCUACGCACUGCUCAAAGGAAUCAUGCUUCGAAAAAUCUUCACAACCAUCUCAUUCUGCAUUGUUCUGCGCAUGGCAGUCACCCGGCAAUUCCCCUGGGCUGUACAAACUUGGUAUGAUUCUCUUGGAGCAAUAAACAAAAUACAGGAUUUCUUACAGAAGCAAGAAUAUAAGACAUUGGAAUAUAACUUAACAACUACAGAAGUAGUGAUGGAGAAUGUAACAGCCUUCUGGGAAGAGGGAUUUGGGAAAUUAUUUGAGAAAGCAAAACAAAAUAAUAACAGUCGAAAAAUUUCCAAUGGUGAUAACAGCCUCUUCUUCAGUAACUUUUCACUUCUCGGUACUCCUGUCCUGAAAGAUAUCAGUUUCAAGAUAGAAAGAGGACAGUUGUUGGCAGUUGCUGGAUCUACUGGAGCAGGCAAGACAUCACUUCUGAUGAUGAUUAUGGGAGAACUGGAGCCUUCAGAGGGUAAAAUUAAGCACAGUGGAAGAAUUUCAUUCUGCUCUCAGUUUUCCUGGAUCAUGCCGGGCACCAUUAAAGAAAACAUCAUCUUUGGUGUUUCCUAUGAUGAGUAUAGAUACAGGAGUGUCAUCAAAGCGUGCCAACUAGAAGAGGACAUCUCCAAGUUUGCAGAGAAAGACAACAUAGUUCUGGGAGAAGGUGGAAUCACACUGAGUGGAGGUCAGCGAGCAAGAAUUUCUUUAGCAAGAGCAGUAUAUAAAGAUGCUGAUGUGUACCUAUUAGACUCUCCUUUUGGAUACCUAGAUGUUUUAACAGAGAAAGAAAUAUUUGAAAGCUGUGUCUGUAAAUUGAUGGCUAACAAAACUAGGAUUUUGGUCACUUCUAAAAUGGAACAUUUAAAGAAAGCUGACAAAAUACUAAUUUUACAUGAAGGUAGCAGCUAUUUUUAUGGGACAUUUUCUGAAUUACAAAGUCAGCGGCCCGACUUCAGUUCAAAGCUUAUGGGAUAUGAUACUUUUGACCAAUUUACUGCAGAACGAAGAAAUUCAAUCAUAACUGAGACUUUACGGCGUUUCUCAUUAGAAGGAGAUGCCUCUGUGUCCUGGAACGAAACAAAAAAACAAUCCUUUAAACAGACUGGAGAGUUUGGUGAAAAAAGGAAGAAUUCCAUUCUCAAUUCAAUCAACUCUAUAAGGAAAUUUUCAAUUGUACAGAAGACUCCCUUACAAAUGAAUGGCUUUGAAGAAGAUUCUGGCGAGCCUUUAGAGAGAAGGCUGUCCUUAGUUCCUGAUUCUGAGCAGGGGGAGGCAAUUCUACCUCGGAGCAACGUGAUCAACGCUGGCCCCACGUUUCAGAGACGACGGAGGCAGUCUGUUCUGAACCUCAUGACCCACUCCUCAGUGAACCAAGGUCAAAGCAUUCACCGAAAGACAGCGACGUCCACACGAAAAAUGUCACUGGUCCCUCAAGCAAACUUAACUGAAAUAGAUAUAUAUUCCAGACGAUUAUCGCAAGAUACUGGCUUGGAAAUAAGUGAAGAAAUUAAUGAAGAAGAUUUAAGGGAGUGCUUUUUUGAUGACGUGGAGAGCAUACCAACCGUUACUACCUGGAACACAUACCUUCGAUAUGUUACUGUUCACAAGAGCUUAAUUUUUGUGCUGAUUUGGUGCUUAGUUGUUUUUCUGGCUGAGGUGGCUGCUUGUUUGGUUGUGUUGUGUUUGCUUAAAAAAACAUCUCCUCAAGACAAAGGGAAUAGCACUAAGGGUGCAAAUAACAGCUAUGCAGUCAUCAUCACCAGCACCAGCGCAUAUUAUGUUUUUUACAUUUACGUGGGAGUAGCCGACGGUUUGCUUGCUCUGGGACUCUUCAGAGGUUUACCACUGGUGCAUACUCUAAUCACAGUGUCGAAAAUUUUACAUCGCAAAAUGUUACACUCUGUUCUUCAAGCCCCUAUGUCAACCCUCAACACAUUGAAAGCAGGUGGGAUUCUUAAUAGAUUCUCCAAAGAUAUAGCAGUUUUGGAUGAUCUCCUGCCUCUUACUAUAUUUGAUUUCAUCCAGUUACUAUUAAUUGUGAUUGGAGCUGUGGCAGUUGUCUCAGUUUUAAAACCUUACAUCUUCCUGGCAACAGUGCCAGUGAUAGUGGCUUUUAUUCUACUGAGAGCCUACUUCCUCCACACUGCACAGCAGCUCAAACAGCUGGAAUCUGAAGGCAGGAGUCCAAUUUUCACUCAUCUCAUUACAAGCUUAAAAGGACUAUGGACCCUUCGAGCCUUUGGACGUCAGCCUUACUUUGAAACUUUGUUCCACAAAGCUCUUAAUUUACAUACGGCCAACUGGUUCUUGUAUCUGUCAACACUACGCUGGUUCCAAAUGCGAAUAGAAAUGAUUUUUGUCAUCUUUUUCAUUGCCGUUACCUUCAUUUCCAUUUUAACAACAGGGGAAGGAGAAGGAACAGUUGGGAUUAUUCUAACAUUAGCCAUGAAUAUCAUGAGUACAUUGCAGUGGGCUGUAAACUCCAGUAUAGAUGUGGAUAGCUUGAUGCGAUCUGUGAGCCGAGUCUUUAAGUUUAUUGAUAUGCCAGCAGAAGGAGAUCAACCUAACAAGUCGUUCAAACCAUCCAAGGAUGGCCAGCUUUCAAAGGUUAUGAUUAUUGAGAAUCAACAUGUGAAGAAAGAUGACAUCUGGCCUUCAGGGGGCCAAAUGACUGUCAAAGACCUCACUGCGAAAUAUGUAGAUGGUGGGAAUGCCGUAUUAGAGAACAUUUCCUUCUCAAUAAGUCCUGGCCAGAGGGUGGGCCUCUUGGGAAGAACUGGAUCAGGGAAGAGCACUUUAUUAUUGGCUUUUUUGAGACUGCUGAACACAGAAGGAGAAAUACAAGUAGAUGGUGUGUCUUGGGAUUCAAUAACUUUGCAACAGUGGAGGAAAGCUUUUGGAGUCAUACCCCAGAAAGUAUUCAUCUUUUCUGGAACAUUUAGAAAAAACCUGGAUCCCUAUGGACAGUGGAAUGAUCAAGAAAUAUGGAAAGUUGCAGAGGAGGUUGGACUCAGAUCUGUGAUAGAGCAGUUUCCUGGGAAGCUUGAUUUUGUCCUUGUAGAUGGGGGUUGUGUGCUAAGCCACGGCCACAAGCAGUUGAUGUGCUUGGCCAGAUCUGUUCUUGGUAAAGCAAAGAUCUUGCUGCUGGAUGAACCCAGUGCUCAUUUGGAUCCCAUAACGUACCAAAUCAUUCGAAGAACCCUGAAACAAGCAUUUGCUGAUUGCACGGUAAUCCUCUCUGAACACAGGAUAGAAGCAAUGUUGGAAUGUCAACGAUUUUUGGUCAUAGAGGAGAACAAAGUGCGGCAGUAUGAUUCCAUCCAGAGGCUGCUGAGCGAGAAGAGCCUCUUCAGGCAGGCGAUCAGCCCCUUGGACCGCCUGAAGCUCCUCCCGCACCGGAACUCUAGCAAGCAGAGGUCUCGGUCCAAAAUCGCAGCUCUGAAGGAGGAAACAGAAGAAGAGGUGCAAGAAACAAGACUUUAGAGAGCAGAACAAAUGUUUGCUUGGGACGCUCAUGCCUGGAGUUGCAGGAGGAAAGAGUUUCUGCUUCAGAGUACUAGGAUGAAUGAUUUUUUUUUUUUUUUAAAAAGAAAAACUUUUGGUAAGAGGAAUUAAUGAUAUUCAUGUGGGUCUGGAUAAAUGGCUUUCCGGCAAUGGCCAAAUUGUGUGAAAGGUACUUCAAAUCCUUGAAGAUUCACCACUUGUAUUUACAAACCAGAUUCUCCUGAAAACUCUUUCCUUUGGUAGUCAUUAGAAAGGUGGCUGUAAACUUGAGCCGUUUUAACUCUUCAAUGUGCUGUUUAGUGAAAUUUGUCCAUUUGUAUUGUUGGAGAAGAACUAUAAUCAUACUACCUAGAGAUACAAUUAAAUAAUGAUAACUGGAAACUUUAGUGGUUUAUAUAAGUUUAUAUACCUUUCUCUUCACUCUCUCCAUGAUAUUUAAAAGCACAUGUAUUAUCUGUUAAGCAUUCAGACUGUCCCACUUCCAAGCAAGUGGUAGAAUGGUGUGAGAGUCACAAGAGAGCCCAUCAAAGUAUGUACCACCCAACAUCUGAGUAUUGGUCAGGGGAGAGAACUUCCCAGUCCUGGAAAUGAGUUAGUACCAUUCAGCAAUACACAAAUUCAAAUAAUUCAGAUAAUCAGGGAACAUCCCUUCUCUGAGAAAUGGGUGGUUACAGACCCAUGUAGGGAACAAGGAUAUAGCUCCCUUGAUUUGGAAGUGAACGUGUCUGCUGCCAGUAAGUAACAAGCUCUUAAGACUUCUGAACUGAAGGAUGGCUAGAAAAAUGCUUUAAAUGCAAAUUGCUGCAGGAAAACCCUUCUUACCACAGAAGCUCCAGGCAGAUCAGCUAUGGGCACUACAGGUAGAUGCACAUGAAAGAUCUAGGUAUAUAGAGGGUGAUGGGGUGUGUUUUCAGGCUACCUGUAUGCACUUCAUACUGUAUAUACUAAGUGGGAGAGAUAGUAGACAUGCUGAAAUGAGUCAAUCAUGAAUUAGUUUUAUAUCCUUCUGUUUUAUAAUUUUGUGAUACAAAUGAAAUUUUCUCUAGGAAAUUGUAUUUAUUUUUAAUAAUGUUUCAAACUCAUAUAAAUGGCUGUAUUUUAAGAAUGAUUAUAUUAUGAAUUAUAUUUGUAUAAAAGAUUUUUUAUAUUUGAAAUAUUAACUUUUUAUGGCACUAGCUAUUUUUACAAUACGUUAUGUUAAAACUGGGAGGGGUGGGGGGGUACUGGCCAGGGUCUCUGGAUUAUGUUGAUAGCAUAGAGAGAAGCAUUAGGGCUCACACAGAUGUUGCACACACCUGUGUGGUUCCCUCUUAGAUGCAGUUCUAAAGAAAACGGUACCACAAAAUCUGACCACUCCUAUUAAGGAUACACUGCCUUCUCAACUCCAAACUAACCCUUAAGAUUGCAAUCUAUUUAUUACUGUAAGAAAAUAUCAUGUGUCAAUAAAAUCCUUGAAGCUUA